This is a messenger RNA of Nothobranchius furzeri (turquoise killifish), 10663 nucleotides long. The record is from RefSeq and is a predicted model, not a curated record. Lineage: Eukaryota; Metazoa; Chordata; Actinopteri; Cyprinodontiformes; Nothobranchiidae.
GUACACUCAUCUCAUCGCGACAAUCAUCCUAGUAGUCCUGUUGGGGUUUUAAAGAGACAGACACUCUCACGUUUCCUCUCAUCCCUCCCUCUUCAGGAUUUUUUUUCCCUCCAAAACAGAGCUUCAGUCUGCUCCCCUGAGCAGUGAUGUGACGCUCAGCUGGUGCUCAGGCUGCAGAGGGUGACUCCUUUUCUUUCACCCAUUUCUUUAGUGUGGGUUUAUGUAACAAUGGCUUGAUGGUGCACUUCUCUGGAAGACCAUAGGCGUUGCAGUGCAGUAGUCACUUAGGCACACACUCAUGCAGACACACAGAGGCGUUGCACACUAGCUUCUGCAGCGAUCUGCUUGCUUUGGCAAUGCUGAGUCUGCCUGCUGAUAACGAUGCAGUUCUGCAGGAAGGUGCUGUGCCAGCCGUGUAGCGCCAGGGUUACUUCACCAGAGGAGGAUAUGGAAUACAAGAUGGGGAGCUGCAUCAGAAUCUCACGCAAACAGUGUCUCCCAGGCAGCUGAUGUGAGAGGCUGAUGGUCUGGGCAGUUGUGGCCCUGCAGCUGGCCGAGCCAUGGGCAACGAGAGCAGCACCACUGAGGCGUUGCCAGAAGAGGGCGCUCCAGAAAACGUGGUUCUGUUUCCUCCUGAGGAAAAAGAAAAUGAGUCUUUGCAGAUCGAAGCUCACGCUGACAGUCUGAGUGGAGUGGAGAACAAGGCCCUCCUGACUGAAGCCUCCACCCGUCAACCCAACCUGCUGUCCCAACCAGUGCUCCCAGACGUCCCAGUUGUCUCUGGAGUGGAGGAAAGCCCAGGAUCAGCUACAGACCAUGAGGACAAGGAGGAGCUGGAGUUUCCUCAUGACCUGCUUCCAAGUUUGGAUUUCAGCAGCGAGCUCAAAAACUGGGAGUUCUCUCUAGGAGCUCCUAGUAGCUCAGGCAGGAGGAAAUGUGAGCCAGUGAACCCCCUGCUGGUCGGCUUACAGCAUCACAUGGAAGUCAGUCAGCCUCUGGUGCUUCUGGGCCACAGGCCCGAUGGCGGCCACCCCGUGACCCCAGAUGUCCAUCUUUUACCUCAGAAUCCCGACACGCCAGGAUCCCCGACCCCUUCCUCAUCUGCUUUCAUUGACUGGGAACUCCAAGAGGCAUUCCAAGAAUGCGAAGAGCAAAUGGCAUCCCUGCUCACUCCUGCACAGCUCAUCAGCGAUGAGGAGGUGUGCGAUGAGUCUUGUGAGUCAACUCCAAAUGUAGUCCAUCCAGGACCUAGCAACCGGGACCAUGGAAACAGGAGAAGACGUGGAAACGGUGAGGCUGCAAACAGCCAGAUGGGAACGGUCGUGUUUAGCUUUCGGGAUUACAUUCUGGGAAAGGAGAAUAACGUCGGGACAGCAGAAACAGGAAGUGGAUUCGAAGCUACAGUGAGUCUGGAUGAAUGUUCAGAAAUAAGGCCAGCAAUAGAUGGACAGAAGGAAACACCUAAACCGUUAGAGGAGAAAAAUGCUAAAUUUUCAGAUCUCAGUGACCAGAAAGAAAGUCUAAAUCAUACUGAGGGAUGUGUCAUUGUAGGCGUGGGCGAUGAAGAGUUAAACACAUGUGCAGCGACAGAAACUCUGAUCAAAAAGAAAGAAAAUAUAAGGGAAGACCACAAUAUCAAUGCUCUGGUGGGUGAAACGGAGGCAGGUCACUUAGACACAUCCAGAUGUAGCUCACACUCAAACACCAAGUUAUCAGAGCGGCAGUCAGGAUCAGGGAUGGACAAACACAACCAGGACAAUCAGGUAGAGACACAGGUGAGCUCAACAAGCAGCAAACAAGCUGUGCAGAACAUAGAAGCAAAGAAAAAGAAACAUCGGAGAAAGAAAAAGACGGAGAAACAGAAAGCAGCGGUACCGUCUGAAAGCAAACUUGAAGCUGUGUCACCCAAAAAAAGUAGCAAUGCUGCAUCACUGCCAGAGGUAGCUGCUGGGAAUGUGAUUUGUGGAGAGCACACGGACAACCGGGAUGAUUAUGAGCUGAAUCCAGAGGGAAUUCUGCUCUCCUCUCAUAGCAGGCGGGAUCGUCUUACUUCCUGUUCACCUGUUUCCAACCAGGAUUGUUCACAGAGAUCCAAUCAGCCAGAUAACCACAACCACAUGGAUGCUCAGACUAGUAUGAUUCACAGCCUCCAUGAAAGCUCACAGCGUGUAAAGGAAGGGCAGAAGCAGGAGGCUGCAGCAGAAACACCCUCACGGGAAAACCAGAGCGUAGUCCCGAACAGCAGAUCCUGUCUGGGAGAGAGUAGCACAGAGAGCGGCCUUGAAAAAGCUUUAAUAGUAGUUAAUGCGUUGCCACUGACAACACCCACACUGCCAGAAGUGAUGGAAAGCGAGGGAGAGGGAGAAAGCACGAGGCGUGAUUUAGAGACGAGAGCGGCUACAGUAGCAUUCGUGGAGAGUAAGACAGCAGUGGGAGGCAAAAGCCUGGGGGGACAAGAAAGGUGUCUUGCUCCUGCAGAUGAGGGAGACAAACUCCUGGACGACCCCCCUCAGCUCUUGUUAACCUGCUCACGGGGAAGCUGCACAGUUUCAUCAUCAGCCAAAGAGGGACAGAUUGCUUCUGGGAAAGGGUGCAGCAGCAAAAUGCCACACAACUUGGCUGAGACUGAAACUAAGGGACGGCGGGAGACGAGCAUUCGCAGUCCAGACACAGAGAUCUCUCUCUCAGAGGAGGGGGACGCAGAAAGGGAGCGGCUGCGAUCAGAAGCGUCUCCCUUUUGGCUGCUCACGGCUUCCGACAGUCGGGACUGGAGUGCUGCAGGACCGGACAGACCAGGAGAGGAGAGAGAUGUGAGAGAGGAGGUGGGAGAAGGAGGAGGAAUAGCUAGGGAGUGCAUUUCCUCCAGUCAGCCAGAAGUCUCUGCUGGUGUGGUGUCAUCCGCUGAGACAGAGACGAGUCCGCCUGGUGAUGCUGCCGAGUCACAGCUGAAGUCACAGAGCAGGAGCAAGCGGAUUGCUGCGACCACUCAACAGGACCACCUCCCUUUCCUCUGCCAGCAACAGCAUGACUUAACAGUUUUACCUCUCCUCGCUAAAACCGGCAUGAGCUCCAGCAGUUCACACGGAGGGAUAGAGCCGGAUCUCACACAGUCUUCAGAGGACGUGUCUUAUUUGGGUCAGCAGAGCGAGAACUCACCCCGCACAGAAGAAACCUGCAAACAAGUCUUCCAGUCUUUAUGCACUUCGCAUGGAAGGAUGCAACAAACCAGCAGCAAUCAACAGGUUCAACCCAGUAGCCCAACUGAAUCAAAGACAAGUGAAGCUGAUUUCCAGGUCAAAGGUCAUGCCCAGAGCGACUGUGGUGACCCCGCUGUGUCUGGAGUGGAUGUCCGGCUUAGAAACAGCAGCAAAGGUAACAACAAAGUUCACUUUGCAGAUGAUUUGGAGCAGAAAUGCAGCUUCUCUUCAGACUUUAGGACCACGUCUGACCCGUUUUCAGAUUGUGCCUCUUUGCCUCCACUGACUGUCCACGAGACACUGCACCAUCCUGUCACGGAGGCCAGCUACACCUUCGUUAACUCUCCUAGCUUGGUGGAGCCAGGGAUCCGAGCAGCGACCAAGAAUGAAGCAGACAGUCCAGAGCCUCAGAAGAAUAUUAAGUUGGGUCAAGAAGGUAACAGUGAUUUGAAGACAGACAGCUUCAUGGAUCCCACAGCGAGCUUGAGACAAAGCCUGGAGCUUGAGACAACGCCUGGAGGUGUCCAGCUGGUGAUCAGUGCAAAGAGAGGAUGUGAAGUUUGUUCUUCUGAGACAGAUGAGUCUAAGGGCUUAGGUGAGAGCGACCUGACUCGUGUUACCGUGACUCUUCAGGAAAAUGGAGAGAGCCAGCAUCUCCCACCUGUGCUUCCAGCUGAGGAUGUUACCUGCACAACUGUUUCACUUGUUGAGCAGAAUAGUUUCGGUCUUCAUCGCAAGUCAGAAUCUGACCCCAGUUCUGAGCCGUCCAGUCGUUUGGUGGGAACCUCUCAAAAUGGCCACGCUAACGUGGAUCUCGUGGCAGCACCUGAACCCGAAGCAGUUCUGGUGCUGUCUCCCGGUCCAAUGUUGAGUCACUUAGAUUUGAUUAGUGACUGCGAUGUCUCUCAUCCAGAGCAUGCAGAUAACCGCGGUGCUGAUGGAGUCUUCUGCACCGGUGUCUCCAGAGAGGCGGACAGCAAUGAGAGCGGCGAAGCGCUGCUAAUGCCUCUAGCACAGGAUUUGCAGCACAGUAAAGUCAGAGCCGUGGCAGAUGAGACGUGUGCAGAACCGAUCGAUGGAGAGGAUGCUUUAAAUUCUGCUAUCGAUGAUGCAAACAUUUCUGUUUCACAAACAGAAAAUCUGCCUCAGUCAGCCAAGUCUGUUGCACUAUUUGAAGGAUCAUCUCAGCGUCCCACUGAGUGUGACUCUACUGACCCUAAAGCUGUUAUUUGUGAAAUAUCUGUGAGAAAUGAUCCAAAUUUCAGCUCAGAUCUGCCUGCUACUGAGGCAAACAGAAGGAAACAUCAGACCGUCACGCUUUCUGAGGAGAAGAAGAACCUAAACACAGGAAUAAUAAUGCACAAUCAACAGGAAACAAUGGACAACAGAGAGCAGCAGGCCGACUCAGCUCCACAGUGGCACAAUGAGGAUGUCCAGAAAGCUGCAGGCUUAAAGACACUAAAGGACUUCACAAUAAAAGGAGAAGAAAACAAGAAAUUCACACUGAAAUCUGAAGCAGCGUCUACAUUCUCUGGGAAAUACGAGGACAUGCUUCCAUCUGAGUCAGAGCCUCACAGUGAAAGUCAAACUGUUUAUGUUCAGAGUUCGGGCCAAACUGUCUCAGCAGUACUGGAAUGCAGCUCCAACAUGAACGCCGUGUCUGAUCCGAGGCCGGCUCUUGUCCAAACGCAGUCCUCACCACAUCUAAACAGUCCUUCUCGGCAGAGUCUGGGAUCCAGACACUCUGCAGAGGAACUGUCAGGUGGCUUCGCAGAAGAGGAAGCAAAGACGUACAGUCAGGCACAAACAGCAGCUCCAGGCGAGGAGCUGGGAGCAGAGCGAGGAUGCAGCUCUGUUAGGAGUUUGUGUCAGUCAGGGAGACAGGAUGACUCGUCAAAUGAUCACAAAAGUAAGGAAACACAAGCUUUACCAGAAGAUGUGCUGUCUGACUUUUGCAGCGAUUUAAACAGAGACGGAGAUGUGGCGGGUGAGAGAAGAGCGACAGACAUCACUAUGAUCUCUGGAUUACAACAAAACGACCACAAAGCUACUGAUUUAUCAGCUGCUAGUCAUAGAAGACCUGAAAACAGUUCCAUUUCUGUUGAGUUUGCCCCACUCUCACCUUUACAAAACCAAGUAUCAUCACAUGUUAGCUCAGACGGUCGAGCAGACAUUCCUCCAAGCGAAAAACAAGAAAUUCUCACACCAGAUUCUAGUGAGCAGCCAGAAACGGGAGUAAAGGAUUUAAGUAUUGCUUCAACCGUGAAUAGUGCGGGUGUUGGAAAUGGGGAGUGUGAAAUUAGGGCUGUAGAGCUACAAAGCUGCAGUAAAACCUCUGACACACAAAGAAUCCCAGUGGAGCAAACCGCCUUAAAAGCCUCUAAAAAUGAGGAAAUUACAAAAGAUGGUGAAAAAGUUGGCAGUGAUGGAGAGAACACAAGAGAGGAAAAGGUUCCCGACAAUGAUGAAGAGACUGAGGAGCAGGUUUUAAAGCCAAAGGUUAAAGACGGUAAAUUAGAAUCGGCUUCAGGAACAGUUUGUUCCUCAGAGGGCGGUGUUGGCCUUUCAGCUGACAACCACGAUGAUGAAUCUCACAAAGGGACUCCUGAAGUCAUCCUUGUCCCAUCUCACGUUCUGUCAAAACCCCUGGAAGGUUUUCCAUCCACCACCCCUGUAGCUUCUAACGGGUCUGAGCCCCCCUGUGAUCUGGGGCGUUUGUCAGAGCACCAGGAUGGUUUCAUGGGAAGUUCCUCCAUCGCUGCUCCUCAGUGUGACAGAAAAUCCCCUGAAAAGACUACUGCCUGCAGCUCUGUGUCUGAGGAGGUAGAAGAUGCUGAUGUGUCAGAGAGUUCUUCUCCGGAGGGAGAAACCCACAGACCAGAUACCAACUGGAUACAAGCCCUGAAAGAAGCAGCAUCCCUCUCGCAGAGUGAACCAGAGGAUGUCUUGAGACCCCUGCCAUCUCUGGAGCCCCCUCAGCUAGAGUUUCUGACUCCCACUGAGGACAUAGCAGCUCCACUGAUUCUUCCAUCAGAGCAGGGGGCAGAAAAUGCAACAUCUCCAUCACCCGUAAAGAGGCCGGUAGACCUCCCAGAACCUCUAGAAAGGAUAGCAGAUCCUCCAAAACCAUCACAGCUUGCAGCAGAACUUCCCAAACCCAUGCAGAGCCCAAGGGCACAACUCUCAGAAGAAACAGAACAAAAAGCCAAAGCAGAACCAUUUCCAGACCAGUUUCCAGAAUCUGACGAGAAACUUUUAGAGGAAAAGGAAGAGCAGGUCGAGGCCUUGAAACCAACCAAAGUAGUAGAAAGGAUCCCAGAAUCGGGAAGUGCUGAAGAUCUGCUGCCAGAGAGGUCAACAUGUGCUGAACAAGAAGAGGAGAAGCUGCGAGAGGAGCAGGGAGAGAAACCAGCAGACGGCCCACCUGUGGAAAUCUUAACUGAGACAUCAGAAGUGACAGGAGAUCCUUCUACAGGGCUUCAGCACUGUGGGUCAUCACUCACUGGCCAAACAAAUACAGGUCACUCUGCUCCUGUUCCUCCUUCUAACGAGCACUUCCUACAUGCCAGUCCUCCUCACCUCCACCCCGCCCCAGAGAGUCACACACCUGAGGCCCUACUCACUUCUCCCUGCCUGCUUCCUCCAGCCCCUGCUGCUCCUUUCCACCUUUGUGAGAACCCUUUCAGGAGCUCAGACUCUGAUGGUGCUUUUGAGACUCCAGAAUCUACAACUCCAGUGAAGUCUGCUUCUCCCAUCGAGGUCCAUACCGAGGAGCUAAGAUCUGAUGACAAAGAUGCCACCAGUUCAGUGAGUGACCUUACAACAGACGUUACCGAAGCCAAUCCGGCUCGCUGCUCUCCUACCACUGUUUUUGAUGAGAACAAGCCCAUAGCUGCUAGCGGCUCCUAUAACAUAGACGUUUGUGCCGUAGAACCAGCGUGUCUGACCCGUUCUCUCAGCCUCCAGGGAGGAGAGCUAGACAGCACUGAGCUGUUGGAUGGAUCCGUGUCAGAAGGCUUCCGUCCACAUUCUGAAUCCUUCAGCGUAGGCACAGAGAGUGCCCCGGGUACGCUUCGCAGGCCCAAGAAAGUCCGUCCAGGGUCUGUGAAGAAGAAGCCCCUCCUCAGGCAGAACUCCAACCCCGAGAGCUCGAAGCCAGCCUCAUCCAGCAGCACUCCAGAAAUCAAGAAGCGGGCAAAGCCUCAAACUGCCAGCCCCCUGCAGCCUCAGGAGGAAACAGAGGAAGGCUCCGCUACUCCAAGCCUUGGAGGGACUCUUGAAAAACCACAGAAGAGUCAAGUGGAAACUCCUCCUCCUCUACCUGAGGAAACAAAUCAUACCUGCCAGGAGGAGAGCUAUGGUGUCCCUGCAUUACCCUUGUGCCAAGAGGAAAGCUCUCAGCCGGCUAGUCUAACAAACAAGGACACCUCUCCUAUCCCUCCUAGUGCCUCAUACAAAUGGGAUCCAAACAAUUUUGAAAGCAUCGACCCCUUCCGGACUGGAGGUAGUAAAAUUGCCAAUUCCCCUGUUCUGGGUCGUAAAAGUCCUGUUUGUGGCCCCACAUCUAGCCCCCCAGAGAGUCCUCCUGUACCUGCGUUGGAAUCACAGCAGCUUUCUCCCCCAGCUCCUGUAGAAGCACCAGUCAACAACCCUGAGGAGCAACCUAUUUUACCCAAGCGUCAGCCGGUAAGACUGGAGUUUGACUACUCAGAGGAAAACCCAGAGGCAUCACAUCAGGCUUCUCCUCCACUUAAAAAGGUGGGCAAGAAGCCUAGAGCCAAGAUGCCGCUGAGGAAACCAAAGCUGGGGCUGAAGAAGCCCCCUCCAGCUCAGACGGAGCAGCUGGACAACAAUCCUCCUCCACCUCACGGGAGCAGCGAGGAUGAAAUCACCAUUCCUGCAGCGUCAUACAACUAUGACCCUGAUAAGUGGGAGGACCCAAACUUCAAUCCGUUCUCUUCAAAAAAAGGCAUCUCCAGCUCCCCCAAAUUAUCCAGACCAUCGUACAACUACGACCCCGACAACUUCGACGACUCCGUCAACCCUUUCAGAUCCUCCAACAAGAUGUCCAGCUCCCCUCCCAAGGCCUCCGCUUCCUUUGAAAUGUCGCCCAACGACUGUGACAAUGAAAACGACAACAUCGGGGAACUGGUGGACCAAAACCAGAACAGGCCUGCCAAGAAGAAGAAAACACCGAUAAAAUCGAAGUCCAGGGGCAUGUCCUCUCUUUGUUGUAUGUUUAAUACUUUCAGAGUGAAGAGGUCACCAAAGAAAUCACCAUCGUCUGUAACAUGCCAGGAUCCAGAUGAAUCCCUUCAUUCCCAGGAAGAUCACGCCACAGACGAGGAGAAGUUGGCCUCCUCCACCAAUCACAAGUGGACAGUCCAGCAUGACGUGGACUCGGAUUUGAACGCCGCUCACCACGACUUCCCCGAGCCCUGUGACAUCACAUCUUUUGUUAACGAGAACAGUCUUCCUCAGGAGGCUCCAGUGCAAGAUUAUGAAAUUGAGUACAUGGAGAAGAUUGGCUCUUCGUCUCCUCUGCUUUCUGUGAAGAAGCCAUCUUUGUACUUGAAUUUGGAUCCGGUGUCUGACAACUUAACCAAAACUACAUGUGCUCAUGGAUCUGAGCCCAGCUCCCCGUGCACUGGGAGCUUUGAAGAGAUUGAGGCUCAGAUAUCUGCGGGGAUGAAGACGCCGGUGUUAAGUUCCCGGCCCGGUCCUGAAGGCUGUGCUGCGGACAAAGGCAGGAAAAGAGAAAACGAGGUGCUCAGCCGAACACAGAGCACCGAGAGGGAUGAGCAGCCCUCUAGCCAAGGCCCUACGGAGGCCCCUUCACCGGCCCACACCAUGCCCCCAUUAGACAGGCUGUCUGAGUGCGACGCCCCCCUGCAGUACCUGGAGCCUGACCUGGCUGAGACCAACCCAACCGCAUUCGCCCAAAAACUACAGGAGGAGCUGGUGCUUGCUGCCCUGAGACUUGAGGCUCUGCAAGUAGCCCAAAACAUCUCUCAGUGCCCCUCCCUCUCCACUGUAACCCCUCAGUCUCGACUCAAGAAACCCAGCACACGGCGGUGGAAUAUCAACGGUUCACCCUUACUCAAACACAGAGACUUGUCAUCUCCAGUGGAGAGUUCUGUGCCCAGGAGCUCCCUCUACGGCAGGACCACCACCACCAGCAGCUACAUCGAAAGCGAGAGUCCUCACCUGCCAGGAGAUCUGGACCAGUCGCUGGACAUUGCACGAGAAGAGAUUGUGACAAAGGAGAAAGAAGUUCUAGAGUGGCAAAGGAAGUAUGAGGAGAGUCGACAGGAAGUGGUGGAGAUGAGGAGAAUUGUUGCUGAAUAUGAGAAGACCAUUGCUCAGAUGAUAGAGGAUGACCAGAAGGAGAAGUCUCUCUCCCAUCACACCAUCCAGCAGCUCAUCUUGGAAAAGGACCAGGCGCUGGCCGACCUCAACUCGGUGGAAAAGUCUCUGGCAGACCUGUUCCGUCGUUACGAGAAGAUGAAGGACGUGCUGGAGGGCUUCCGCAAGAAUGAAGACGUAUUGAAGAAAUGUGCUCAAGAGUACCUGUCCAGGGUGCGCAAAGAGGAGCAGAGAUAUCAAGCCUUGAAGAUUCAUGCAGAGGAGAAAUUAGACAAGGCCAAUUCAGAGAUAGCCCAGGUGCGAGCCAAGGCCAAGCAGGAGCAGGCGGCCCACCAGGCCAGUCUGAGGAAAGAGCAGAUGAAAGUGGACUCCUUGGAGCGCACGCUGGAGCAAAAGAACAAGGAGAUUGAGGAGCUGACAAAGAUCUGUGAUGAGCUGAUCGCCAAGAUGGGGAAAAGUUAGCAGCCUCAAAUCGAGGGAACCCGUUGCCUUCCUCCUUAACUGUUCUGUACAUUCUUUGAUGUGUCAGUGUGUCAUACUGUAUCAGGAGUCCGGUUUCAAGUUUUAGAGAAUCUAUCAUAUCAGUGACAAGUGUGUGUGUGUGUGUGUGUGUGUCUGUGUGUGAUAGAGUGAAAGCGUUGUUUGUUGGAUAAAUUUAUGAUGUUGCCAUGACAGCCACUGAGGGAGAAGACUGUUCCCCCCUCCUGUUAGCGUCUCCUUUUGCUGCGAGAUGAAGAUAGAUUUUUGAAAGACUUCCAGAUGUUUAGAUUUAUUCAUUAAAAUGUUAAUACACCUAACAGAACUAGAGCCCUGCAUGUAAGAAACGUUAAUGUUUGUAUAUAAUGUACUGUAGAAAGUUUGAUAUAGUUAUUCUGUCACCUUCGCCUCACCUUUAACCAUUUAGAUACUUGUUAUUGUUUCUGUUUGUUUUUGGAUGUGGAACUUUAUUUUUGGAUUUUAUAUUGAUAUAAAUCAAACAUUUUGGAUGACUGUAUCCUAGUCCUGCAAUGAUUAGCUAUUUGUCACGCUGAGGCAAAACUUCUCUGCACAGCUACUGUGCGACAUCAGCUUACAACGUGCAAUAAAAGAUGGCAAUACUG